AUGGGGGCACAAAGAAACAGCCCCAAAACGAUUGUAGCAUCGCCUGUUGGAAAAUCCACGACUCUGCAGUUCCUCUUCAAUCUUGAUUCAAAAGUUUGCAGUAGUCAAAAAGACGAUAAUAAGACUGAAUCUUUGGACUCAGAAGGCGAAGAACUUAAAUUGAUAAUCACUUAUUGCACUCAACUGCGUUCAGAUGAUCAAGAAUCUGCUUUGAAACGACUCAAACUUACACAGAUUUUAUCUAUAAUCAAAACAUCAAUAACUAUGAUUUCUGAUGAAGCCUUGGAUAGUUUGUUCAAAAUGGUGGCUUGUAAUAUCUUCCGCCCUCUUCCUCUUCCGUCUAUUACCGUGUGCUCUAUUGUAUCCCCUGAAGAUGAUGAUGCCAUUGCCACACCUUCUGCCGCUUGGCCAUACCUGCAAAUCGUUUAUGAUAUUCUCCUCCGGUUGAUAACCAAGAAAGACGUCAAAACCCUUUGCAGAGAACAUAUCGACGGAUCCAAGACUUCAAACCAGGGUACUCCUAUUGAUGAACAAUUAAUCAGUCGGAACUUCAUUCUGAACCUCCUUACUCUUUUCAACUCGGAUGACCCACGUGAGCGUGACGCUGUGAAAAACAUUGUACACCGAAUUUACUCAAAGUUCACAUUCUACAGAUCUUUCAUGAGAAAAGCAAUGACAGAAUUUUUCCUAUAUUUCAUCUAUGAAACUGAUCACAGACAAAAUGGGAUAGGAGAGCUUCUUGAGAUAUGGGGAAGUAUAAUCAAUGGAUUUACGGUUCCAUUGAAAGAUGAACACAAAGUUUUCUUAUCGCGGGUUUUGAUCCCAUUGCAUAAACCAAAGAAUAUGGCAGUUUAUCAUCGCCAGUUGGGUUAUUGCGUGUCACAGUUUGUGCAAAAGGAGCCCGAACUUGGCCCUGUUGUGAUCAGAAAGAUUUUGAGGUAUUGGCCCGUGACGAAUUGUCAAAAGGAGGUGUUGUUAAUUGGUGAGCUGGAGGAAAUCGUUGAAUAUCUUGAUCGCAGGCAGUACUUAAAGAUAGCUUUUCCUUUGUGGACUCAAAUCACAAAAUGCAUCAAGAGUAACAAUUCACAGGUAGCUGAACGGGCUCUAUACGUUUGGAACAACGAACAGUUCACGAGGGUGGUGUCUCAAGAUAUCGAGAUGGUGUUCCCUAUUCUAGUCGAAGCCAUUGAAAAGAACAUCAUGUUGCAUUGGUGCAAAAGUGUACAACAACUGACGCUAAAUGUGAAGGUUUUGCUUGAAGAACUCGAGCCCGUUCUUUACAAGACGUGCCUUGAGGGUAUCAGGAUACAUGAAUUCACUGCUAAGUUAGAAGAAAAUGCGAGGAGGACGACAUGGGAGAAGAUUGAAAUGGCAGCAAAAGCUAAUAACUAGCUGUUAUUUUUUUCUUUCUUUCUUUUUUAUGACAAUUGUUAGUUAUUAGUAGUUAGUUUUACCCAAGUUAGUAAUUAAACGUCAAUAUCCAGGUUUGAAUUCGAGACCUUGAGAGAGGCAAAUAGGC
Molecule: messenger RNA, 1519 nt
Organism: Erigeron canadensis
Lineage: Eukaryota; Viridiplantae; Streptophyta; Magnoliopsida; Asterales; Asteraceae
Product: serine/threonine protein phosphatase 2A 57 kDa regulatory subunit B' beta isoform-like
Exons: 3
Coding region: 1-1392 (463 amino acids)
Biological process (GO): signal transduction
Cellular component (GO): protein phosphatase type 2A complex
Molecular function (GO): protein phosphatase regulator activity
Source: RefSeq, a predicted model, not a curated record